AUGGAUAACAUCUUGAAGGCACUCGGCGUUGACAAAGACUGCAAGAUUGCCGUUCUACAAUAUGAGCGGGAUGUUUUUGGAGUAGGGAAGGAGGAGGAGCUCCACUGGGCCAUUUGGGUGUUGUACGACCAGGAUGUUUCGCUGUUCACCACGCGUAAGUGCCUUGGCGGCGUCUACAUCGGUAGCAUCAAACAUAGCCAGUUGAAGCUGUUGCGGGAGGUUGUCUACACCAAUCCACCCACGAACAGGCCCGCGGAGUGGAAUUGCCGCGACUGGGUCAUGGAAGUAAUCCAACUGUUCUCCGAAAAAGGAUGGCUUUAUGCGAACAUUCCUGCCCAAUCGACACUGCUUCCCUCGCUCCGGCGCGCGAGCGUCGCCACCACGAGUGCGUACGCUGAAAGCAGGACUGCACUUCCUGUCAUUGUCGAGCUUGAGGAUGUCAAUGGCGAGUCAACUCAAAUCUAG
This is a messenger RNA of Postia placenta MAD-698-R-SB12, 465 nucleotides long. RefSeq lists its product as hypothetical. The record is from RefSeq and is a predicted model, not a curated record. Bases 1 to 465 code for a protein of 154 amino acids. The transcript has 3 exons. Lineage: Eukaryota; Fungi; Basidiomycota; Agaricomycetes; Polyporales; Adustoporiaceae.